Molecule: messenger RNA, 891 nt
Organism: Knipowitschia caucasica
Lineage: Eukaryota; Metazoa; Chordata; Actinopteri; Gobiiformes; Gobiidae
Source: the annotation of a GenBank genome assembly
AUGAGUCUGCUGUGGAGUUACUGCUCCAUCGCAUCACAGACCCUCACAUCUGGCAACCCGACCACACCUGGCAACCAGACAACACCCGGCAACCUGACCACACCUGGCAACCAAACUACACCUGGCAACCAGACCACAUCUGGUAACCAGACCACACCUGGUAACCCGAACACACCUGGCCACCCGACAGCUCAGUGCAUAAUUAGGACCGUGACCGUGUCAGUGUCUGUGACCGUGUCCGUGACAGUGUGCUCCGAGUCAAUGUCUGUGUCAGUCUUCGUGACCGUGUCCGUGUCCGGGACCGUGUCCGUUACCAUGAUCGUGUCCGUGUCCGUGUCUGUGACCGUGACCGAGUGUGUGUUCGUGACAGUGUCCGUGACAGUGUCUGUGACAGUGUCAGUGACCGUGUGUGUGUCCCUGACCGUGUCAGUGUCUGUGACCCUGUCUGUGACCCUGUCCGUGACAGUGAUCGUGUCCAUGAUUGUGUCUGUGACCGUGACAGAGACUGUGACCGUGACAGUGUCCGUGUCCCUGACAGUGUCCGUGACCGUGACUGUAACCGACACGCACACUGUCACGGGAGGUGGCCUCAUUCGGCCUGACAAGCCUCAGUUUGGCACGGCUCUGUUCGGCCCCAACAGGCCUCAGUCCGGCACGGCUCUGUUCGGCCCGAACAGGCCUCAGUCCGGCACGGCUCUGUUCGGCCCCGACAGGCCUCAGUCCGGCACGGCUCUGUUGGCCCCGACAGGCCUCAGUCCGGCACGGCUCUGUUCGGCUCGACAGGCCUCAGUCCGGCACGGCUCUGUUUGCACCACAUCGUCCACAGUCUUCCCUAAGCACGUCAUGGUGGAUCUGUCCACACACUGCCGCAUAUGGAUCCCUGCCCUGUGA